AUGUCUGCCCGGUCAAGUCGAGCCGAAAUCACCCCAGGCCAGAUCUCCAACGGCCGGAUCCGACAGACCCAAGCAUUAUGCGUGAAACCGUUGAUAAAAACCGAGUGCAGCAACGGGGCCCAGGUCGAGUGGAGGCGGAUCAGCGGGUUGGUCCUGUGCCAAGCCCCCGUCGGCCGAGUCUCGGAGCCGGAGGUAUAA
Penicillium nucicola is the source of this 198-nucleotide messenger RNA. RefSeq lists its product as uncharacterized. The record is from RefSeq and is a predicted model, not a curated record. Bases 1 to 198 code for a protein of 65 amino acids. Lineage: Eukaryota; Fungi; Ascomycota; Eurotiomycetes; Eurotiales; Aspergillaceae. The transcript has a single exon.